Messenger RNA from Paramecium sonneborni, 194 nucleotides. Lineage: Eukaryota; Ciliophora; Oligohymenophorea; Peniculida; Parameciidae. The record is from the annotation of a GenBank genome assembly.
AUGAAGAUUAGCUUGAUUCCUCUAAAUCCUUCGCUAUAUUUAAUUAAAUAUAAUCCAAAUUGUAUUUUAUAUACACUAAUUUAGGUUCAAAAUACUAAUACAAUGUAGAAAUAGAGGGAGUUGUUUUUGAUGUAUUGGCUCCUUGUGAUUUGUUGAAAGAAAUACCAUUAGAAACUAUAGAAAUGGAAGAAUGA